CGCAUGUGGCAUUUUGCCAUUUCUGUUUUCCUGAUUGAGUUGUAUGGGCGUAACCUGCUGUUAACUGGCAUCUUUGGAUUGGUGGUGGCUGGUUCGGUGCUCUUACUAGGGGCUUUGAUUGGAGAUUGGGUUGACCGCAAUCCAAGAAACAAGGUGGCCCACGCGUCUCUGUUCAUUCAGAAUAUCUCUGUGACCAUUUGCAGCAUUGUUCUCAUGUUGGUGUUCUCUUACAAAAAGUGGAUUGAAGAAAUUUGGGAUGGAUGGUUAACUGUGGUUUGUUAUACGGUGGUGAUCAUCCUGGCAGAUGUUGCAAACCUCGCCAGCACAGCUCUCACCAUUACCAUCCAAAGGGACUGGAUUGUGGUAAUCACAGGCUAUAACCGCGGCCACCUCGCAGGAAUGAAUGCGACUAUGAGGCGGAUUGAUCAGGUGACCAACAUCCUGGCACCACUGGCAGUGGGUCAGGUAAUGACUCUGGCCUCUAAUGUGGUUGGCUGUGGCUUCAUCUUGGGAUGGAAUCUGGUGUCCCUCAUUGUAGAGUUCAUCUUCCUCUCCAGAGUCUACCGCAUCGUGCCGGAGCUGUCAGUCAAACCGCCGGUAUUGGAACAUCAAGUCUGUGUAGAGAAGAAAAGAGAAAGAAAAUGCAUGCAAGGCAGGAGCUCAAUGUGUCCAACUUCAGCAGUCUAUGAGGGGAACAGUGGCAGCCUGCAUCUAUCCCGAAUACCGAAAUGUUUCCACCACCUUUGUGGCCUCCUCAGUACCUGCCGAGAGGGAUGGAGGGCAUAUUACAGACAGCCAGUUUUCCUAGCCGGUCUGGGUCUGGCCUUCCUGUACACGACCGUGCUGGGCUUUGACUGCAUCACCACCGGCUACGCUUACACCCAGGGAAUUAGCGGAUCGCUUCUCAGCAUCCUAAUGGGAGUGUCAGCCGUGGCGGGGCUUCUGGGUACUCUCCUUUUCACCAAGCUGCGGAAAGCAUGUGGCCUAAUCAACACUGGGCUCAUUUCCAGCGGUCUGCAUCUAGGUUGCCUUAUGCUUUGUGUGUGCUCUGUGUUUGCCCCCGGCAGCCCCGUGGACCUCAGUUUUUUAAACGUGGGAAAUGCGUCCGAUCUGGGAGGAAUGGCCGGAGGUCACCAGAGGCACGGAUACCCGCUGCGUGGAGGCAACAACCAGCCUCUGCUGUCGGACCGAUCGUCCAUUCACUGGACCAAUAGCACUGUGCUGUUUGAGAAUGCACCAUCAGGGACCGAACCUGAGUCUUAUGUUUCCAUCAUCUUGUUGUUUCUUGGAGUCAUUACGGCACGUGUUGGUCUUUGGUCUUUCGACCUAACGGUGACUCAACUCUUACAGGAAACAAUAAGUGAAUCAGAGCGUGGGGUUGUUAAUGGAGUCCAGAGCUCAAUGAACUACCUGAUGGAUCUCUUGCAUUUCCUCAUGGUCAUAUCUGCCCCUCAGCCACAACACUUUGGCAUUCUUGUCAUCGUCUCUGUUCUGUUCAUUUUCACGGGACACACCAUGUACUUCCUGUAUGCCAGGAAAGCCAAGAGGAAACAACGCACACAUACAUAAGCAAC
Molecule: messenger RNA, 1574 nt
Organism: Paramisgurnus dabryanus
Lineage: Eukaryota; Metazoa; Chordata; Actinopteri; Cypriniformes; Cobitidae
Source: RefSeq, a predicted model, not a curated record